UCUUUCACAACCUCACCAGUCACCACCACAUUUAAUCAUCACUUUUGUGUUACGGCCACCACCACCGUCAUGAGUUCCGAUCACCGGAGUGGCUCCUUCUUCCUCUCUUCCAUUCCAUCCAGCUUCUUCUUCAUUAUACUAGUGCUAUUCUCCUUGUCAAGCUUCUCCUCAUCAGCAACUGCACUAGUCAUGACCUCCCAUUCACAACAAUGCCUGGACCUCCUCAACCUAAAGAAAGGUUUUAUCUUGGAUCCCUUAUCUUGGCCUGCUGGCACUGACUGUUGUCACUGGGAAGGAGUCACCUGUGACGAAGCUUCUGGUCUUGUUGUCUCUCUUGAUCUCAGCGAGAGAUACAUGACUGGCCAAAUUACAGCCUCCCUCUUCAACCUCACCUCCCUCCAAAGACUCAAUCUUGCCUACAACUUUCUUGGACAGAGCACUGACCAGCUUUCGGAUUUGGAAAAACUGGCUAAUCUCACACAUCUCAACCUUUCUAAUAUCUGGCUGCUGGCAGGCCAAGUCCCCAUGGGAAUCUCUCGCCUCACAAAACUCAUAUCUUUGGACCUCUCACAGGCCUUCUACUCAGAUACUUUGAAGUUGGAGAAGCCUGAUCUUGGUACUCUCAUCAGAAACCUUUCUAAUCUCCAGGAGCUCUAUUUGGAUCGAGUCAAUAUCUCUUCGAACGGGAAAGAGUGGUGUCACACCAUCUCUGACUCUGCUCCUAAGCUUCAAGCUCUCAGUUUACAGUACUGUUCACUCUCAGGACCGAUUGACAGCUCACUGUCCAAGCUCCGGAAUUUAUCAAUAAUUCGUCUUGAUGGUAACAAUCUUCUGUCACAAGUGCCUGACUUCUUUGCAAAAUUUUCUUCUUUAACUGUGCUUAGUCUUAGUUUGUGUGGCCUAGAGGGUCUGUUUCCAACCAAAGUGUUUGAACUUUUGAACUUGAAAACACUUGAUCUUUCGUAUAAUCCAAUGCUAGCUGGUUUUUUUCCAGAAUUCCCAUUACAUAACUCUUUGGAGACAUUGACUGUGUCUCGGACAAAUUUCUCUGGGAGAUUGCCAAAUUCUUUGGGAAAUUUGAAAUCUUUGACAUAUUUGAGUCUGUCUAGCUGCAAAUUCUCAGGGCCAAUACCCUGGUCGAUUGAGAAUCUUACGGAAUUAUACUUUUUAGACCUCUCUUAUAAUCACCUCUCCGGGCACUUACCACCAAUGCUUGCUGGUUCAAAGAUCUCAAUCAUUAGUCUUUCUUAUAAUAACUUCACUGGAAAUAUCCCUGGAACUCUCAGUCAUGCACAUCACCUUGUUGCACUUGAUCUGGAAGGCAACUCACUAACCGGAUCAAUCCCGAUGCCUUUGUUCACACUCCCGAUGCUAGAGAAGUUGAAUCUAGCUAACAACAAGCUCUCUGAUCACCUCCAAGAAUUCGCAAAUGCAUCUUCUACAUUGCAACAUGUUGAUCUAGGGGGCAAUAAUCUCCACGGAAAGCUCCCAACAUCACUUGUUGAUCUCUCUGCUCUAGUAUCACUUUAUUUAGGUUCAAAUAACUUCGAUUCAGUGGUGGAAUUAGAGUUGUUUGGCCGCCUUCAAAAUCUCACGGACUUGGAUCUUUCAGGCAUUAACUUGUUGAUGUCUGACCGAAUUGCAUAUUCUUCUCUUCUAUUUCCAUCUCUUAAUGCCUUGAAAUUGAAGUCUUGCAAUCUAACAGCUAUCCCAUCUUUCUUAAAGCACAAAAAGAACAUAUACACGCUGGAACUUUCAAACAAUAGAAUUAAUGGGAUUAUACCCAACUGGAUUUGGAGCAUUGGUGGGAGUUUCGGCUGGUCUAUGAAUCUAUCUUUCAACUUAUUCACUGAUUUUGGGAGGCCUUUCUUGAAUCAUUCGAAUGAUGUUGUGAUAUUAGACCUUUCAAACAACAGAAUUGGUGGUACCAUACCAAGUUGGAUGUGGAGCUCUAGUCUUCUCUACUUGAAUUUAUCAUGUAACUUGUUCAUAGGUGUUGGGGGGUCUUCCUCCAAUCCUUCCACUAAAAUUGUUAUUAUCGAUCUCCACUCUAACUUGCUUCAAGGAUCAAUUCCACUCCCUCCACCAAAUAAUACAUUUGUGGACUACUCAAACAACCUCUUCACUUCUUCCAUCCCAUUUAACAUGUCAUACUACCUGAACAAAACUAUGUUCUUUUCAUUGUCACACAAUAGUCUCACAGGAGAAGUCCCCUCAUCGAUUUGCAGUGCAACACAACUCUACAUCUUCGAUCUCUCUUACAACAAUUUGAGUGGUUCUAUACCAACUUGCCUAUUGGAAAGCCUCAUUGAUUUGAGAGUGUUGAAUGCCCAGGAGAACCGUUUUCGGGGAAGCAUACCUCAAAAGAUCAGCUCAAGAUGUGCUAUACAAACAAUUAACCUCCACGGGAACCAGUUAGAAGGGAUGGUACCUAGCUCAUGGGCCAAUUGCACUGAGCUAGAAGUCCUAGACCUUGGUAGGAAUAAAUUGGCAGACUCUUUCCCAUAUUGGUUGAUGAACCUUCCUGCAUUGAAAGUCUUGGUUCUCAAAGAAAACAGAUUCUUUGGACAUCUGACUGGAAUUUGUGAAGGCAAUCACUUCUUCAUGAUGAUCCAAAUCUUUGACAUCUCUUCCAACCGUUUCACUGGUAACUUACCAUCAGAGUGCUUUAAGAGUAUGAAGGCGAUGAUGGUUCACCAGGGACAAACCAAGACAAUUGGAUACGGGAAUGAUAGUUUGGGGACACCAUAUUAUCAAGACACGGUUAUAGUCAAUUUGAAAGGAUUUGAGAUCGAACUGGUAAAGAUUUGGACUACAUUCACUGCCAUUGAUUUGUCAAAUAACCAAUUUGUGGGAAAUAUUCCUCAAGUGUUUGGAGAUCUUAAGUCCCUUCAUUCUUUGAACAUGUCACUAAAUGCAUUGACCGGUGAAAUUCCACAGGUUCUCGGAGGUUUGAGUGAGCUGGAGUCAUUGGACCUCUCAGAAAAUCAAUUAUCAGGAGUGAUUCCAAGUUCUCUGACAUCUCUGUACUUCUUGGCUUUCUUGAAUCUGUCGAACAACAAUUUAGUAGGCAGAAUACCACAAAGCUUCCAGUUCUCCACAUUCUCGAAUUCAUCUUUUGAAGGGAAUCCAGGACUAUGUGGGAGUCCAUUAUCAAGGGAUUGUAUUAAUUCAGCAAGCGUGGAGCCUUCUUCAGAUUCUAAGAAUGCACCCACAGAGUUUGACAUGGACGUGAUUUGGUUCUGGAUGUUCACAGGAUUGGGAUUUGGAUUUGGAUUUGCUUCAGUUAUUUGCUAUCAAUUGUUCUUUCCCAAGUGGAAAAUGUGGUACAAGAGGAGGUUCAUGAACAGAUAAAAACCUGCAUUUCUAAACCAACAGGUCAUUCCUUCUUCUGCAAUAAGAGAGAUUAAUUUGAUGGCCAAGCUGUACCUUCAUCUUUGGACUUUGGGUACCAUACUUUCAACUAGUAUGUAUACAAUCGUAUAUUUGUCGAAUAGCAUGUAUGCAAUAUUGUACUUUACUCCUAGUCUGGUUGGUUCUCUGACAAACACUCCAAAUUAAAUAUGAAUUCUCUGCCAAUGAUGUGUUUGUGUUUUUC
Dioscorea cayenensis subsp. rotundata (Guinea yam) is the source of this 3598-nucleotide messenger RNA. RefSeq names its product receptor-like protein 6. Gene Ontology annotation, molecular function: protein binding. The coding region runs from base 70 to 3354 and encodes 1094 amino acids. The transcript has a single exon. Lineage: Eukaryota; Viridiplantae; Streptophyta; Magnoliopsida; Dioscoreales; Dioscoreaceae. The record is from RefSeq and is a predicted model, not a curated record.